AUGAGUCAUACUAAAGAAUUCCUUGGACACGAAAAUUGUUGGAAAAAGUGUGAUGUUUUCUGGUAUCGAAGUUUUUUGAGUUGUGCGGAGACAUUACUAUCAGAAACAACACACAAAAGUUUAAGAGAUGCGGUUAAUUCCGAGCGUUCACGAUAUAUAAAAGAAUUGGAAAUUAUAUGGGAAGACAUAAUUAAGAAGCAAAAAAAAAAUCGUGAAGCUUCGGAAAAAGAAAACCGAAUACCUAGGUCUGCCGUAUCGGGGAAAAAAGAAAAAAAAAUAGAGGCAGAACUAUUAUUGGUGGUACCUCCACGGAUACGCUAUCCUAAAUUAAGGAAAAGCGCAUCCACUACAAAGUCCACCGCUGCCCGAACUCCCGAUCCGGUCAGAGGUUGGACUUCAUUUCUAAAUGAAGUCCGAUCUUACAAAUCUGAUAAUACUGCCAGGCAGUAUAAAAGACCCAGGUUUCAUCGAUAUCGUGGAGUAGACGAUAUUUCCAACGAGGAGGAUGUACGACAGGCAUUGUCUGUAAACAUCCUAGAGAAUCUGAAUAGAAUCACCACUUCACGCCAACCUCGAGAAAAACAUAAGAGGAUCUCUAGUGAGGAUUUAGUUACCGGAGAUCCUGACUUUAUAUACAAGCAGGAUGGCAAAUUGCUAUUAGCAAUUGAGGUGGGGUCUUACAUUUAA
Messenger RNA from Acaulospora morrowiae, 687 nucleotides. Lineage: Eukaryota; Fungi; Glomeromycota; Glomeromycetes; Diversisporales; Acaulosporaceae. The record is from the annotation of a GenBank genome assembly.